ACCGAGCGCAAUGUCUCCAACGACAUCCACUACCAAGAUGACGAGCAGACGAGCAAACCAACGGCGAAGCAAACGAACCUCUGAGACCUCGAGCCGCCGCCGAUGCAAGGACACAACAAAGCAUCCGAUCUCUAAAUGAGCACGUCGGUAUUGCACACUCAUGCGGGCUCCCGUAUCCAGGCUCGCAGGAUGCCAGCGGUGGCAUUGAAAAAGGCUACAGAUGAGCCUACAAUAUCUUUUGCAUGCGAUGUGAUUAUUGAGCUGCAAGGAAUCGCACGAGAACUUUCAAAGGAGUCAGGAACAAAGGCCUUCUGCAGUCUGUUCUCGGCUGCACUGGAGAAUGUGCAAGACUAUCUCACACUUGAUGACAGUCCAAGAAAUGUUUCCAAGUUGCUGGAUAAUCUGGAAAGACUAUGCCAAUGGCCGACCUCUGCUAAGCCUAGGACCAGCUAUAUAACCAGAACCGACCAUGCACGAUAUCCUGCCCUAAAACGAUUGAUGGAGAAGAGGCCAAUGGUGAAGAGGGGCAUUAAAGAUUUCGCAUCAGAUCCUCGUUCGAAGAAAGACCGGCAGUCUAUACUCAAGUUCUUGAAUGGGUUCGGAAGGUCCAAGAAGGAUUUACUCGUGGACGUUGCCGACCUGGAACCAACGGAUACAUCGCGAGAGCAGCAGGACUACCAGGCGUAUAUUCGAGAGCUGUACAAUACCCUCGCUACGCGCUGCUUGUGUACACGGGGUGGUGGCCGCAAGGAGAUAUCUGCCAACCUGCGCUUGAACGGAUGCUGUUCUCCCGGAGAGCUGGCUGAUAGCGUCAAUUUUAGACUGUUCUUUCUGGACCAUCCUCACCAUCAUGGAUUGGGAGAUACAUGCCAAUGGCAAGAUACGCAAAUAUGCGUCUCGCGAAAGAAACACAUCAAGAUGGUGGGCGAUGUCGAGGAUCACAUUGAACUUUCCAGCACCUUGGUAUCGGUGGAUACAUUUUGCAAAAUCAUCACCAACCGCAACAGAUCACAAUUGGCACGUAAAAUCUUUCCCUUCAUUCUUCUAUCCCUGCAGAGAGUUUGGAAAUCUCGGCAAUCCCGCCCUCGUCGAUAGGGGAGAUGAAGAGACGGGAGUCAAGCUCCGUUAAGAAUCUGCGAGCUGGCACUAUACCUAAGUGCGCAGCUUGAUCUGGGAGAUUCUAAUGCUGGCUGUUUGCCCGACCUGCUUCAAUAU
Hyaloscypha bicolor E is the source of this 1215-nucleotide messenger RNA. RefSeq lists its product as uncharacterized. The transcript has 2 exons. Lineage: Eukaryota; Fungi; Ascomycota; Leotiomycetes; Helotiales; Hyaloscyphaceae. The record is from RefSeq and is a predicted model, not a curated record. The coding region runs from base 136 to 1095 and encodes 319 amino acids.